UAAUAGAUCACCACGAUCACCUGCAUGGCAAACCACUGCAAAGAGAAUGAAAGGGCCAAAUCAAUUUUCCGACGGCUGGAGGUUCAGUUUGAUGUUGAUAUCGUAGAAACGUUAUAGUCAGUAGACGUGCCGUGAUGUUUUCUAGCAACUAUAGUCCUUUGAUUGUAUAUUUUACUGGCUAAAUUGUGAAACAGUAGAAUAUAGGCUAAUAAUUGAUUUAUUAUUAUACAUUAUUGAGUUUAUGAAUAUUAUUUUGAUAGUUUAAAACGAUUUUUAUUAACUACGUCCUGACGGUGCCACGCAAAAAAAACUAUAUAAUUUAAUAAUUUUACAAAACAUUUUACGUUUUUAAAACGUUAAAAAGUAGAGAGUCCGCAGUCCGCCCUUUGUUGUCAAUUAGAAAAUGAUGUGUGUAUGCUACAGGCUUCAGUGUACAUGUCUUGCUGAGUUUUGUCAAGCAGGAUUAUUUUAAGUCGCCCACUAGAUGGGGCCAUUAUGUCAGUAGGGGUCUGGACAGGCGUCUCAUUUUAUUAGGAUUUGCAUUCUGUGGACGUUUUUGCAUUAAAUAGCCAGCAUUUUCAUGUAAACAGACUCAUAACUCAAGUCUCAUGCCGGACUCUAUGUUGGAAGCAGCUUUUUUUCUUGAUCUUGUAAUUCUAUUACAACCAGCCCUGCAAAUAGUUAACAAGAUUUAAUUGCUUAAAUAGAUUUAGUCAUCUUGCAGUGGGGGGAUUUCAGAGAAAUAGGACAGAGUUGUCAUGGACAAGGCUUUGCUUUGUAAAGAAGACUUGUUAAAGUACGUUUAAGGUCUUGGCAGACUGUUAACGCAUUCCUUUUGACCUGUGUUGCAGCUCAGUGUUUGCUGUGUGUGUACUGAGCGCACACAUACUGUAGGAUGUUCCACUAUUAAACAAAUGUUUGUUUUUCAACUGUAAAAAAAAAAACUUUUUUUUAUUUUUUUAUUUUUAUAAUAGUUUUGAGGGUUUAAUCUGAUAUUGAUGGUAAAGAUGUUCAUGCUUAAAUCACACAUAGUGAUCAGGGGAACACAAUUUACAGGGCCAUGAGGCAAUUAACUGUGCAAAGGGCCCAAAAACUUGUGGCACUGUGGCUAAAACACUUCAAAAUAUCUCACAGGUAAUUUUCUGCUGAAAAAAAGUCUUGGAAUGACACAGGGAUGUCUUGUGAUGGCACGAGGAUGUGUCGGUAAUGUUGAUUUUUGGGGUUGAACUAGUUCAGAUAGAUUUUGGAGUGGCUGGUAGCACCAUAUAAUGACUAGGUCUGACCAAUGACAGGUUUUCCACUAUAGGACUAAGUCUACCCCAAACAAGGAACCAAAUUCGGCAGUCACUCCUCUGGUCUCGGUGGAGCGCGGUCCCAGAGAAGCAGGCGGGAUGUCUUCCCGACUCUCGUUCUCUCAGUACCGCUUAGAAGCGGAGGUCGACCGCUGCCGUUCGGAGUGUCAGUGGGAUAAAAUUCCCUCUUUGGUGGAGCAGCUUGCUGCCGCGCGCCUGCAUGACGAUGAUGAUUACAGGACGCUGCUGCUGGCCGAAGCGCUGCUGGAGGAAUGUCUGCUGGAGAACAUGACCCUACUGAAGAAUUCUACUCCUCUGACCGAACAUUCACAGCUUAAACUGGCCCGAGCCAAAGCUCAACUCGACAGCAUCCUUUGCAGGGGACACCUAGAGCCUCACUACCUGAAUGAAGCUCUGCUCCUGCUGGCUAAAGUGCACUAUGUGCAGGGACGCUACAGGGAUGCUCAAGGGAUGUGCGCCAGAGCGGGAGUCGAUGAUUUCACCCACCAGGACCAGCCUGUCUACCAACUACGAAUGUUGGCAGAAGCUUUUGUCAUCAAAGGUUUGUCUUUGGAUCAUCAGUCUAUGUCAGGUGCUUCUCGUGUUAGGUUGUCUGAGAGAGAAGAAGAAUGCCAAACCUGUUAUCUCAUGGCCUGUGAUGCUGGCCUGUUGUACCUGCAAGAGCUUGACAAGACUGUUUGCACACCAAGUUCCAAAACAGCUAAAAGCGCUUCAUCAGUCCCUCAUUUUGAUUUGGACCCAGGCUUCUUCCUGCAGGCAGCUCUUCAGAGUGCAUACCUGUCACUGUUGAGGAAAGGUCACUUGGCUCAGGGUACACACCAGCUGCGGCGAGUCUUGAGGGCUGUGGAGAGUCGGGGAUCUCAGAGUUUUCGCAAGACGGUCGCACGCAGGCUUGCAGAGGUGUUACUGGGUUCAGUGUGUGAGGACGCUUACUGGGGUCCACUUUCUCCCCCACCACCUGGAUGGCUGAAGAAAGAAGGAGCCACACAUCCGAAAGAUGCCAUCUACCCCUCGUCCAAACCACCACAGCGCUACAGCACUGAGGGAGCUUUCUGUCCAAAGGACGUGGUUGAAGAGGCGGUGCUGGUUCUCCUCAUCACAGAAUCAAUGGCCAGUGGUGAGGCAGUGAUCAGCCGCACACCGGAGCACCGGGAGGCGAGAGAGAGCAGCAUGCAGGAUGCCUCCUCUGUUUAUGAUCUGCUGAGCAUCGGCAUGGGCAGGAGAGGGCAGUACUCCAUGCUGUCAGAGUGUUUGGAGCGGGCCAUGAAGUUCUCCUAUAAUGAGUUUCAUCUUUGGUAUCAGCUUGGCUUGUCAUUAAUGGCAAGUGGGAAGAAUGAGGAUGCAGUGGCAGUCCUUAAAGAGUGUGCGGCAAUGAGACCACAGGACCCCAUACCACCUCUGCUUGCAGCAAAAGUGUGCAUCAACCACCUGCACUGGCUGGAGGACGCGGUAACCCUGUCAGCGGGUGUAGUUGCCUUAGGAGACUGUGCCGAGGAGUCCCUUGCUCGAGCUCAUCUGGCCAUAGGUCUGUGCCGUAGUCUGCAGGCCUCUGAUGCCACACUGAAAGCAGAUUGCGAUGAGUUCAACAGAAGAGCUCUGCAGUCACUACGCAGAGCACAUGCACUGGACCCUCAAGAUCCUCAGAUUUCCUUCUACCUUUCUCUGCAGUUUGCUCUGGUUCGACAGUUGUCAGAAGCGAUGGAGCCAUUGCAGUUGGCUCUGAAUGUUCGUGGAGAUGAUCUGCACUCCCUACAUCUUCUGGCUCUACUUCUGAGUGCCCAGAAACACUACCAACAUGCUCUUGAUACGCUCAAACUUGCCCUUAACCAGCACCCGGACAACUUCAAUCUUCUCUUUACCAAAGUGAAGCUGGAGCAGGUUUUGUUUGGUCCGGGUGCAGCUUUACAGACCUGUGCAGAAAUGCUGCAGCUGUGGCAAAGUCGCUAUGAUUUUACCCGACCCAGUGAAGAAGAUGACUCUAAUAGCAUACCUCCUGAACCAGGCCCACUGAGCAGAAAACCCAGCGGCCUCCAUCUCACCCUUCCAGACUUCCAGGAGACAGAGACUGGGUCUCAGAGUGCUCCAUCUCUAGCUGUGUCUCGUCUGGAACAGGCCAUGUCAGAGGUAUCGGCCAUCAGCUCUGCCCAUAAGCAUGGACCUGCCUACAUUUGGACCACUCUUGAAAGGAUUUGGCUCCAGGCAGGGGAGUUGUUCAUUGCUGAUGGGCGGAUGAAGGAAGCUCAGUUCUGUGUGCAGGAAGCAGGAACACUCUUCCCCACCUCACAUUCAGUGCUUUUGCUGAAAGGCUGGGUGGCCGAGCUCAAGGGCAAUGACACAGAGGCCAAGAGCCUGUACGAUGAGGCUCUUGCCAUCAACCCAAGAGGACACCAUAUAUUGCUGCACCUGGGGAAGUUGUUGGUUCGCACAGGACGUGUGGGUCUCGGGGAGAAGAUGCUGAGGGAUGCGAUACAGGUCCAGAAUACUGCACACGAGGCCUGGAGUGGCUUAGGGGAGGCACUGCAAAGCAUAGGCAGUCCACAAGCUCCAGACUGCUUCCUCACUGCGCUGGAGCUAGAGUCUAGCUGCCCUAUACGGCCCUUCACUAUCAUCCCACGAGAACUAUGACACUUAUGUAUAUGAACAAAUAUGUACUGUAUAGAAAAACCAAUGACGCAGUCCAAAAGCUAAAGGCAAGAUCCAUUUCAUACACCAAAAAAUGAUGCACGGUGAGUAUUGUGGCAAUGAAUGAAACACAGAAAGUAACUUUAAAACCAAGCAUCCUUUUGUUGGUUUUAACGUGAAACUGAUUUGAGAUCUUCAUGAUCAUUGUUUCCCUCACAUGCAGGUGUGUAAAUUCCUUUUAAAAUUAUAGCAAAGUUUGAUCUGACCAACAUCAAGAAUGACAACUGUACAGAUAGCCAUAUUAGUGUCCACACUGCUUGAAUGUUUUAUUUUUAUUAUAAAUGCUUAUGUUGAUUAUAAACAUGCUGCUUUAAAUCUUGCAUUGUUCUAAGU
Danio rerio (zebrafish) is the source of this 4328-nucleotide messenger RNA. NCBI's taxonomy places the organism in Eukaryota, Metazoa, Chordata, Actinopteri, Cypriniformes, Danionidae. The record is from RefSeq and is a predicted model, not a curated record.